Messenger RNA from Drosophila kikkawai, 745 nucleotides. Its product is annotated as serine protease 42-like. Lineage: Eukaryota; Metazoa; Arthropoda; Insecta; Diptera; Drosophilidae. Gene Ontology annotation, molecular function: serine-type endopeptidase activity. Gene Ontology annotation, biological process: proteolysis. The record is from RefSeq and is a predicted model, not a curated record.
UGCGGAAAUGAAGUGCCUUCUGCUUUCACUUGCUCUGCUCGAGCUGCUGCUCUGGCACAAAGGAUCGGCACUGUUACUGGACAAGAACUGCGCCUGGACCGACGGCGAAAACAUACUAACCAAUACUCCCUGGAUGGCCGCAGUAAAUAACGAAAAUGGCCUUAAAUGCGGUGGCGCGCUGAUUACCAAAAACUAUGUGCUCACUGCCGCGCAUUGCUUAUAUAAUCAGAAGGCGCCCAUGUUUGUCCAACUGGGGGAAAGGCACUUCAAUGUGGACAGCGUCAUAAUCCAUCGUGGUUAUCCAGGGUGGGUAGGUCCGAAUGAUAUAGGACUACUGAAACUCGACGGUGAAGUAAACUACACCGAUAACAUUCGACCCAUCUGCAUAUUAACUGAUGCCGCGUCUGUGCUGCAGAAAAUCAACAAAGUUUUAGCCUUUGGCUGGGGUAAAACAAUGGCCAGAGACCUCAGCCCAGUACUGACCACCUACCAGUUGAGGCGUCUCCCUUCGGAGAAGUGCCAGGACCACAUGCCCCAGUUAACUAACGCGCAAUUCUGCGCCGACAGCGAGGUGGGCGGUGGACCCGGCAAAGGCGAUGGUGGAGGACCCCUAGCCGUCAUAAUCAAGAAUCGCCCGGUCCAGGUGGGCAUCACAAGCUAUGGUCCUUUGGAUCGCAGUCUUCCUGCUGUUUACACAGACGUGACGAGCUACACCCGCUGGAUAGCUUCCAUUGUACGAUAUUAA